Bombus impatiens (common eastern bumble bee) is the source of this 2315-nucleotide messenger RNA. RefSeq lists its product as uncharacterized. Gene Ontology annotation, molecular function: oxidoreductase activity, acting on a sulfur group of donors, disulfide as acceptor; protein binding. The record is from RefSeq and is a predicted model, not a curated record. Gene Ontology annotation, cellular component: mitochondrial intermembrane space. The coding region runs from base 96 to 1691 and encodes 531 amino acids. The transcript has 9 exons. NCBI's taxonomy places the organism in Eukaryota, Metazoa, Arthropoda, Insecta, Hymenoptera, Apidae.
GUUUCAUCGUUUGAUUGGUCUUUAAAAUAGAAACCAUGUGCUUAUUUUCCUGAUAAGUUUGCCCGACGCUAAUAACUCGAAAGUAAUCGCUUAAUAUGGCGGCAUACGAUUUUAAAAAGAAAGAAGAGGUAGAAGAAUAUUUAAAGAAUCUUUAUAUAGAAUAUCAAUUUGGAUGUUUAAGUGAGAAGAAAGCUGAAGUUUGCCAUCUUUUGGGUGAUUAUCAUGAAUCUAUUAAGCAAAAUCCCAAGGAGGCGCUAAAUCUGUAUAAGAAAAAUUGUGACGAACGCGGUUAUGGGAAAAGUUGCACAAAAUACGGCGAUUACAGAGUAAUGGGUACAGAGUGUGAGAAAGAUUCCAAAGAAGCAUUCAAAUACAUGCAAAAAGGUUGUGAUAAGGACGAUGCAAGAGGCUGCCUUCACGCAGGCGCUCUUGCGAUAUCUCAAGAAAAACUCGAGCCAGUCAGGGGUACUCAGGUCUUGCUUGGAAUGAAACUAUUAAAAAAAGCUUGCGAUUUAAACCAAGAGAAAGCUUGCUUCUUUUUGUCAAGCAUUUACUUAAGCGGUAUCGAGGGAUACGUAGAAAAGAAUUUAAAAGAGGCCUAUAAACUGUCGUUAAGAUGUUGCGAAUUAAAUAACCCAUAUGCUUGUGCUAAUUUAUCUAUAAUGCACAAGAGGGGCGAUGGUGUGCAGCAAAGUGCAGAGCUAGCAGAAACUUUCAAGACACGAGCUAACGAAAUAUUAAGGGAUCUAAAAGAAAAUAAGAGACCGUUGAAAUUUCAUCAGGGAAUCGAUCCUUAUUCUACGAUCAACAGUGUUUUUUAUCUCUGUGUAGUAUUAACACUUUACCGACCGCUAGCAGUUCAACAGCAUACGCACGUCCGACCGGCAGUUCGGGCGCAGAUUCUGUUCUGUUUCGGUUUAGACUCUCCAAUACCAUUCUUUUUGUUCAUCGCGAGUGAAAGCUGGUUUAAAAGCUGUUGGCCAGUUUGUCGGUAUACCAGAAAGACCAUGCGGUGCUACCUGUUCAGUGCGAGCAGCUCGAUCACGGCCAUACUCGCUGUUGCGUUCCUCGGCCAUAGUGCCUUGGUGGCCGGCGGCGAGUCGAAUGCAGCGAUAGAUGUGGGAGUUUAUUACGAAUCGCUAUGCCCAGAUAGCAUACGGUGGAUCAAGCAGCAACUAUUGCCGCAAUACGAUGUAUUGAAAGAUUACAUCAGAGUCACUUUCGUUCCGUACGGGAAAGCAUCGCAUUGGCAAGAUCCAAUCACGCAAAAAUGGCGCUUCGCGUGUCAGCACGGAGAAGCUGAGUGCAAUGGGAACAAGGCUCAGGCGUGCGGUAUUCACGCGAUUCAGAACGGAGAAACGGCUGAUAAGGUUCAACAACAUACCGUGGCGCUAGUUGGUUGCGCAAUGACCUCGCAGUUUCCGCCAUCCUCUCUUUCACAGUGUGCCAAGAACGUAGGAUUGAGCGAGCAGAUCCAAGAGAAGAUGAACGAGUGCGUCAAGAGUUCUCUGUCGGACGAUCUGUUGGUCGCGUAUGGCGAGAAAACGAAAGAGUUGGCCGGGAGACUCUCUUUCGUUCCAACGAUCACGAUCAAUGGGGAGAUACAAAGCAAGGCGCUGAACAAUUUCUUUAAACUAAUUUGCGACAAACUGACGGAGGGGGCGAAACCGUCUCGAUGCAGCACAGCUUGAAAAUAAACCGUUGCUCAACCCUAUCGCCACUAAAACAUCUCUGUAGUGGGUCAGAUUGCUUUUUAUACAAAGCUUGCUGCAGCAUGUCGUCGUUACGAUCCGCGCGAGGGGCCAUUACAGUAGGUUAACGACAAGCUCGAUAUAGGAAAAAAAAAGAGAAGGCGGUACUUAAGCUGUUAGACUAAUCCGAUUAGCUCGAAUGCUUGUCGAGUGCCGCCACAGAUUUAUCUAAUUUAGUUGACUCGAAAUAUAUCCUUCCAAGUUUUUACACCAGAUCUAUCGAUCAACUAGAACGCAGUUAGUCGAUCGACAAACAACGAAUCAAGUAUUUCCUUUUUACGAUUUUGUCAUUUUUCCUCAAACGGAAUAACCAGUUAAUGUACAAUUUGCGGAAUUUCGUCGGUUUUACUAGCACGUAAGUUUUGUUAACAUAAGCAACGGGGUACUUAUUAAUAUCGAUAACUCGUGACUCGUGAAGUCUAGAUCGUUAAAAAUUUUACAAAUCACGAGUUUAUUAUUCCUCUUAUUAUUAUUAUUCUUAUUAUUCUUCAAACUUAUUCGAAUGCUUUGAAUUCAAGUAAUUCGAAUUAUAUUAAUACGAACGAGGACUCGUUGUUCGUAACG